AUGGCACCUUAUGAGGCACUAUAUGGGAGGAAAUGCAGAUCUCCUAUUGGCUGGUUUGAUGUUGGCGAGACAAAGUUGCUAGGACCUGAAUUGGUACAACAAGCUGUAGAAAAGAUUGUUCAGAGAAUUGGGCGAGUAGCCUACAAACUUGACCUGCCACCAGAAUUAGAAGCAAUCCAUCCGGUAUUUCACAUUUCCAUGCUUCAGAAAUUCUUAGGUGAUCCUUCUUGCAUUAGCCCUAUUGAGGAUAUUGAUGUUUCCGAGAACUUGUCAUAUGAAGAAAUACCUGUUGCCAUUCUUGACCAUCAAAUCUGUAAGUUAUNCAGCCCUAUCGAGGAUAUUGAAGUUUCUGAGAACUUGUCAUAUGAAGAAAUACCUGUUGCCAUUCUUGACCGUCAAAUCCGUAAGCUACGGACUAAAGAGGUAGCCUCAGUAAAAGUACUUUGGAGGAGCAAUAAUGUAGAGGAAAUGACAUGGGAGGCCGAGGAGGACAUGAAGUCCAGAUACCCCCAUUUAUUUGAGUCUUCAGGCGAUAUGCUUGAGACAAAUAUGGCAGGUGUUGCACAUAUAUCAACCAGUGACAGUUGA
This is a messenger RNA of Nicotiana tabacum (common tobacco), 588 nucleotides long. Lineage: Eukaryota; Viridiplantae; Streptophyta; Magnoliopsida; Solanales; Solanaceae. The record is from RefSeq and is a predicted model, not a curated record.